Molecule: messenger RNA, 429 nt
Organism: Moesziomyces antarcticus
Lineage: Eukaryota; Fungi; Basidiomycota; Ustilaginomycetes; Ustilaginales; Ustilaginaceae
Exons: 2
Coding region: 1-429 (142 amino acids)
Source: RefSeq, a predicted model, not a curated record
AUGACGCGAGGCCAGACCCGGCGCGUCCUCCGACCCGCCAGCACGGGACCUCGCCAGGAUGCCCGGCAAUCUGAAAUCGCCAAAUCGCCCGAUGGAAAGAUCCUAAUUCGAUCCCGAGAUCCACGCUUCUCCAUUUGCGCCGCCGCCACGGCUUGCCGCCUUCGUUCGCCGUCUGAACAGCAACAGAAAUUCUACCUCCCCCACCAGCCAGCCGCUGCUGCCCCGCCGCCGCACUUUGAACACCGCUCCUGGCGCCUCGAUCGACACACGGAGCCCUUGCUCUUUCAGCACGGUCGCGGCGAUGCUCAGCCGGCUUCACACUGCCUCUGCAGUGCCGAAGAGGAGUCGUGCAUGCGCACCUGCCCAGCUGCCCAGAGUCGCAGCAUUGCUCAUACUGGACUCCAGUCCAAGACAAGCAACGAGCCUUGA